AUGGCGGGUGACCAACAACGGACGGUUCCGGCCAGGAAAGCCCAGAAGGCCCUGCGCCCUUACCCACAAUUCUCCGCGGUGGCAGCGAGUCCUCAGGUGCUUCCCCACCCCCACUUCCGGCCUCGCGCCAGCAAAGCGGAAGCCAUUGUCUCCCGCAGGGCCGCCAUGCUGCUCGUACCUUCUGGGCCCAUUACUUUGGCCAGGCCCUGGCAUGGCCUCCUCGGCAACUGGAGCUUGGAGGGAUACCACCCGAAGGGCUUCGACCUCGCGCUCUUGAUUUUCUUCUUUCUGGGGGUCCUGGGCGUGGGGCUGUGGAAACUGAUGUCAAGCAAUCGUUCGACGGUCCAAGACUUCUUCCUGGCCGGCCGGAAUCUGUCAUGGUGGCUGAUUGGUGCUUCUCUUUAUGCUACGAAUGUUAGCAGCAACUACAUUUUGGGCCUGGCUGGGGUGGGAGCAUCGUCAGGGAUUGCUGUUGUGGCCUUUGAGUGGAAUGCUGUACUUCUGCUGUUUGUUCUCAGCUGGGUAUUUGCUCCCAUUUACGUUAAGGCUGGGGUAGUGACGGUGUCAGAAUAUUUGAAGAAGAGGUUCGGUGGCUGCAGGAUCCACAUUUUCUUCUCGAUUCUAACUCUAUGCCUCUAUGUUUUCAAUAGGAUAUCAGUGAAUAUCGUUUCUUGUGCUUUGUUCAUGAGACUGAUUAUGGGGUUGGAUGUCUACUUCGCUAUUCUCAUCUUGCUGACAGUCUCUGGCAUUUAUACCAUCACAGGUGGUUUCAUAACUAUGAUUUACACCAAUACCUUACACGGGCUUGUUAUGUUUUGGGGAUCCAUCCUGUUAAUGAUCUUUGCCUUUAAGGAUGUGGGAGGAUACCAGGGCCUCCGGAGGAGCUACCCCAACGCCAUCCCAAGCAUCAUCAGCGAGGGGAACUGGACGGCCAGGCCCGAGUGCUACACCCCGCGCCCAGACUCCUUCCACAUCUUCCGACACGCCAUCCACGGAGACCUUCCCUGGCCAGGAAUUGUGUUUGGCCUCUCCACCCUGACCCUGUACUCCUGUUGCAUUGAUCAGGUGGUGGUCCAGCAGUGCCUGGCAGGGAAGAGCUUGAAUCACGUGAGGGCCAGCUGCAUCCUGUGCGGGUACCUGAAGCUGCUGGCCAUGUUCACUAUCGUCAUGCUUGGGAUGAUCAGCCGUGUCCUGUUCACUGAUAAAGUGGCUUGUGUUGUGCCUUCAGAGUGCCUGAGGCACUGCGGCACCAGCACUGGCUGUAGCUUCAUAGCCUACCCAAUACUGAUGGUAAAGCUGUUACCCUCCUGUAAGUUUUUCACGAUUUUAUUACUUGCUGUCAGCCUCGUCUGGGUCCCUGCUGAGGUCAAGACUCAGGACAGCCUGCUAGUGGAUUACAUGCAGUCACUGACCAUCUACCUGGCACCGCCCAUCGCUGCCGUCUUCCUGCUGGCCAUCUUUUGCAAGAGAGUCAAUGAGAAGGGUGCCUUCUGGGGGAUGGUCAGCGGACUCCUGAUUGGCAUCUCUCGCUUGGCGGCCGACUUUGUCUAUGGCCCCCAGAACUGCAACAAGGACACCAACUGCCCGGCGGUCCUCUGCAGCGUCCACUUCCUCUACUUUGACCUCAUCCUCUUCACCCUGAGCCUGCUCAUCACCCUGGGGGUCUCCUUGCUGACAGACCCCAUUCCCGACAAACACCUCCACGGGCUCUGCUGGAGUUUACGGAACAGCCCAGAGGAGAGGGUGGACCUGGACAUUUGGACUCAGAAGAAGUGCGCCCCCAAAUGCAGACCACUGCUAGGCAUGAGCAGGGAGAAGUCUGGCUGCCUCUGGAAGGUCUGGGAACUGUUCUGUGGGCUGGAGCCAAGGCUUAGCUCCAAGCUAGCCCCCAUGGAGCCCACCCCCAAGGAGCUGAGCCCCGGGGAGCUGAGUCCCGGGUUGAUGAUCCCCGGGGAGCUGAUCCCCAGGGACCUGAUCCUCGAGGAGCUGGUCACCAAGAAGGUCGAACGAAGAGAACUGCUGGAGACCCCUUGGGGGAGGAAGCUGCUCCAGGCCAGCGAGAUCCUGCUGAUGGUACUUCUGGUCCUGGGCCACAUCAUCUUCUUCUGA
Echinops telfairi (small Madagascar hedgehog) is the source of this 2109-nucleotide messenger RNA. RefSeq names its product sodium/glucose cotransporter 1-like. The record is from RefSeq and is a predicted model, not a curated record. The transcript has 14 exons. Gene Ontology annotation, molecular function: D-glucose:sodium symporter activity. Bases 1 to 2109 code for a protein of 702 amino acids. Gene Ontology annotation, cellular component: plasma membrane. Gene Ontology annotation, biological process: transmembrane transport; sodium ion transport. NCBI's taxonomy places the organism in Eukaryota, Metazoa, Chordata, Mammalia, Afrosoricida, Tenrecidae.